Molecule: messenger RNA, 1461 nt
Organism: Peronospora matthiolae
Lineage: Eukaryota; Oomycota; Peronosporomycetes; Peronosporales; Peronosporaceae
Source: the annotation of a GenBank genome assembly
AUGAACACGAGCGAGUUCAACACCUCGCAGCCCGAGACGAGCUCCGUCGUCGCGCCAGCCGCGUCCACGACCUCCUCCGGCGACCAAUGGCGCGUCGUGCUUGGCUUUGCUGUCCUCAUUGCGUCCUACAUCCUUCGCGUCGAAGUCGUUCGCUUCUCGCUGCGCGUUGCUCGCCGCAUUUUCCCCGUUCUGUUCGCGUGGCUGCGCGAGUUUGAAACGAUGUUACUGCGGCCGCUCUCGUGGGUCGUUUUCGUCCUCCUCGCGUGGUUCUCGACGUAUGUGAUGGACUUGGAUGCACUCGUGGACAUGGAAGCGGGCACGCUGCAGGGCAUUGUGACGCUCUUGCUCGGGCCGCCACUCGUCUGGACCGUCAUUUGUCUGUGCAAUUACGUUGCGUGGGGGAUCAUUCGCGUCCAAGGAUGGAGUCGAGCUGUGUCGAAAGAUGACGACGACUAUAGUCGCGUCAUGAUUAUUACUGAGGGAAUUGGCGUGAUUAAAGUGUUGCUGGUGGCAGCAGUCGUGUCGACGUGCAUUGUGGAUGAGAUUGGUCGGUUUACCGACUUUGAGUCGGGACAAGUGUCCACGGUGGCCGUGACUAUGGUGGAGUUUGUGGUGGUGUUCGGUGCACAUUCUUGGCUGAAAAACAUCAUGGGUGGGUUAAUGACGCUGCAAGAUGAGCAGAUUAAGAGCGGACUUCACGUAUCCUUCCAGGGCCACGAAGGAGUGGUCGAGCGACUGUUUCUGCAGGGAUUUUCGCUGCGCCAGUACGACAAGAGCGUGGCAUACAUUCCGAACAGUAUUAUGCUGGAAAACUCAGUCACGGUACAGACAAAGAGUCUAGACCGGCGCUGUGUCAUUCCUGUGCAUCUGAGCCACGCGACACGCACGACAGCGCUUCGCAUAUUCAUCCAAGAGUUAGAUAGUUUUCUGACGCAGCACAUGAAGGAUUGCCACGCAAAUACAAAAGGGGGCAUUCUUGGACUGGAGAAGCCGCAAGGUGGGUGGAACAUGAUGAACUUGUACGAACGCAACAAACAGCUUGCAAUAGAAGAAGCAUCUCAACCUCGGGGCCGCUUCUGGAUCAGCAUUGAGGCACCGUACCUAGUACACGUCGUCUAUUAUUCGCAGGAGCGACACAUCAAAAAGCUGCUGGUCGAGAAGACUGAGAUCGUAUUACGCAUAACGGAGCUGGUGACCAAACUCCAGCUGAGUCUGUACGGAAAUGAAAACGAACACGUGAAGCCAGAGUUAUCAGCCCUUCCGUUGCCGGCUGAUAUCGAAGUGCCAGAUAUGAACGAACGACACUCGAGCUUUGUCCCACAGCCGAUUUCAGGGAUAUCGAGCUGUCGCCGAAGGAGGCGGGCACCGCCGGCAAGCGAACCGUUGGGGCGACGCAUCUCCAGCAAUAACGAUGCGUUGCAGCACCGCCGACUUUUUGGGGAUCGUGCCAACGAAGUAUGA